AUGGAGUUUCUACGCUGUGGCAUUCAUGGAUUCCAUGAGGUUCUUGGCAUCGAUGCCGAUGAGCUACGGUUCUACUGGGCGCUGAAGAGCAGCGUCGAAAAUUCCGUUCAAUCUGCCUACCGUAUCGUGCUGGCAACAGAAUCUAAGCUCCUUGAAGUAGCCGAGCCAGAUGUUUCAACCCUUGCAUGGGACUCUGGACGCGUGGAGAGCAAUGAGCAGCGCAACGUCUUUUGCAAGCCUAAUGGUGGCUUUAAGUCUAUCUCCAGCUAUUUCUGGCAGGUCAGAGUCUGGGAUAAUGCGCAACAAGUGCACUAUGGCCCCGUCCAACAUUUCUUCACGGGCUAUCCUCGUUCUCGCCUGCUGCCUCCUUACAGUAUGAACCAAACAUACAUGCCUCACUCUAGUCUCAUUUUCCGUACAUGGUUCGAAGAUGAGGCCAGCCGAUGGAAGGCUGUCUGGAUUGGUGACGGAGGCGAUAAGCCUAUCUAUCUUCGGAAGUCGUUCCAGCUAGCAAAGCAGCCAACCCGGGCUAUCCUCUUUGCUUCAGGCUUGGGACAUUUUAAUAUGAGCGUCAAUGGCCAACCUGCAUCAAAUCACCGUCUGGAUCCUGGCUGGACCAACUACCACCGGAGAGUUCAAUUUACAUCCUACGAUGUCACUUCUCAUCUCAGCGCCGGCGAGAACGCGCUGGGUGCCCAUGUGGGCAAUGGAUUCUAUGCCGGUGACAAGGGCGAUGAUCGCUUUUUCUGGCCAAUGUAUGAAGACAACACAUACGUCCGAUAUGGAAAUGAGCUCUGCUUCUUCUGUGAGCUGCAUCUCUUCUAUGAUGAUGGAAGUCACGACACCCUCAUCUCCGAUCCAACUUGGCGAGUGCGCAAGAGCGCAACUACACUUGCCAAUAUCUAUGCUUCGGAGACUCACGAUCGCCGAUUGUAUCCCAACAACUGGGAUGCACCAAAGUUUGAUGAUAGUGAAUGGGGUCCAGCUAAGCCCUUGACUGGUCCCAGAGGUCACAUCUUCUACCAGACACAACCACCAGUGGUACUGCAUGAAACCUUCGAGCCUGUGAAGACCUACACUCCCGAAGACGGAGUUGUGUGCUUCGAUCUCGGCCAGAAUGCAUCGACUAUGGUUCAAUUGGUACUUGAGGGUGCCUCCGGCUCUGAAGUCAUUGUUCGAUACUCUGAGACAGUCAAGGAAGACGGCACCGUUCUCAUGCCUGACCCCUUGUUCAAAGAGUUUGAGACAGGCGUCUUCUCCAGAAUCUAUCUCGCUGGUACUGGAAAGCCUGAGAUAUGGGAGCCCGACUUCAGCUUCACCAGUGCUCGCUAUAUCCAGGUUGAGGGUGUGUCCUUGACACCAGGUAAGGGUCUUCCUGUCGUCCACUCCGUUGUGGGUCGUCAUAUUUCAUCUGCUGCCAGACGACUCGGCACUAUGAAGACAGACAAAGAGGAUUGCAAUUCACUUCUCAACGCUUGCUAUUGGACCUUCAACAGCAAUCUCUUCAGUUACCACACAGAUUGCCCACAAAUUGAAAAAUUUGGCUGGCUGGAGGUCACUCAUCUACUGGCGCCGGCAACACAAUAUAUCCGCGAUAUGGAAUCACUCUACACCAAGAUUCUUGAUGACAUCCUGGACACCCAAGAGCCCAGCGGCCUUGUACCGACCAUGGCUCCCGAGAUCCGUUAUAUGUGUGGCCCGCUUCAUGAUACAAUCACCUGGGGCUGCGCUCUGUGCUUCCUGCCUGAUAUCUUGUUAAGAUACUACGGCUCUACUCAUGUAAUUUCCAGGGUAUAUCCAGCUGCCGUGCGCUACAUGGAAUACAUGCAGACGAAAGAGCGACGUGGCGGAUUGAUCGAGCAUGGUCUUGGUGAUUGGGGUCGCGACAUUGCCUUUGGAAAUCACCAGGCCAACAUCGAGACUGCCAUCUACUACCGCUGUCUCCAGUGCGUUGAGAUGAUGGCGCGUGAGCUCGGCAAGAUGGACGAGGCAGAGAAGUUCAAUCAAUGGGCCGCCCGGAUCUACAAGGUCUACAAUCAGCAUCUCCUUGUGACAGAUGAUUCAUCACGUCCAUAUGCCUAUUAUACAUCAUUGGAUAACUACCCCGAACGCGAUCGCACUGCCAUCGGCCAAGCUAUGGCUUUGCAGUUUGGUCUAGUCCCCGCUGAACACAACAAGGAUGUCAUGGCUGCUUUCGUGGACGAUUGCUCCGACGGGAGAAUCCGCGCUGGCGAAAUCGGUCUGCGUUUCCUGUGGAACACUCUCGCGGAUGCUAAGCGGCCUGACCUCGUACUUCAAAUGGCCCGGCAGGAAGAGCAUCCUUCAUACAUGCGCUUCCUUCGCCGCGGGGAAACCACACUCUUGGAGUUCUGGCAGGAUGAGUGCCGCAGCAAGUGUCACGACAUGCUCGGCACAAUCUAUGAAUGGUUCUACGCUGCUGUUCUAGGGUUGAAGCCCGUGGCUAAUGCCUAUCGUACCUUUGAGAUCGAUCCUCCUUACGAAGCCGAGUUUGAUUUCGUCGAGGGCUCCGUGGACAGUCCGUAUGGAUUGAUUGAAGUGAAAUUCCAGCGCGAUGCUAAGCGAAUUGUGACUUUGGACCUUCGCGUUCCGUUUGGAACCUCCGCCACUGUCAAAAUUCCCGUAAACGUAAAAGAGGUUGAAGUCACUCGAGAAGGUAGUGCGAAGAUAUUGUUGGGUGGUGAAGAUUUGAAGGUUGAUCAUGGAAAUUACAAGAUUGUGAUUCAGUCGUCUUGA
Penicillium subrubescens is the source of this 2754-nucleotide messenger RNA. RefSeq names its product alpha-L-rhamnosidase. The coding region runs from base 1 to 2754 and encodes 917 amino acids. Gene Ontology annotation, biological process: carbohydrate metabolic process. The record is from RefSeq and is a predicted model, not a curated record. Lineage: Eukaryota; Fungi; Ascomycota; Eurotiomycetes; Eurotiales; Aspergillaceae. The transcript has a single exon.